CGGAAAACAGACGAAAACACUAAAAUAAUAAAUUUGACUAUUGAGGUUAUGGUUUAGCGUUACGUUUCUGUGUUGCAAAAAAUCCUAUAUUAUAACAAUGUUCAAAGUAGGCAGCAUACGCAAAGUCGAAGUGAAGAACUUUGUAACCUACAGUUACACAGAGCUUUAUCCGGGCCCCAAUUUAAACAUGUUAAUUGGUCCCAAUGGGACUGGUAAGUCUACAAUUGUUGCUGCUAUAAUUUUGGGACUUGGCGGCAACCCGAAAACUGUUGGUAGAGGCUCAAGAGUGUCUGAAUAUGUAAAACAUAACUGCGAAGAGGCUACGAUUCAUAUUUAUUUACAAGGAAAAAAAGACAAUGAUUUUAUUAAAAUUACGCGAAUUUUUAAUACACACGACAAGACUGUUUGGCUUAUAAAUAAUCAGAAAGUAACCGUGAAAGAAGUAAUGGAUUGCUGCAAACUGUACAAUAUACAAGUUGAUAAUUUAUGUCAGUUUUUGCCCCAAGACCGGGUUCAGGAUUUUGCGAAAAUGAACCAACAGCAAUUAUUAAAAGAAACCCAAGUAGCUUUAUGCCGGGCUGAUUUAAUUGAAAAACAAGAAGCCUUGAUAGAAUGCAGAAAUAAUCACAGACAACUUACUGAAGCAAUUGAUAAGAAUGGAAUCAAGUUGGAGGAAACUCGCGAGGCUAAUUUGCGAUUAGAAGGCAAAAUUGAAAAUUUUAGUAGGAAGAAAAAUUUUUUAAGUCAAGUUGAAAGCAUAGAUCGCAAAAUGGCAUGGUUAAAGUAUGAUGAACUUUAUGAAAAAAUGUCUGAAACGAAAGCUGACUUGGGUAAAGCGACUCAAAUUUAUGAAAAACACAGAAGUGUCGUUAAACCAGCAGAAAAAGAAAUCCAAAAGGCCAAACAAGUGGUUCAAGAAUUGCAACAAUCAAAUUCCAAUAUUACGCGCACUAUUCGCGAGCAUGAAUCGUCCUGUAGAAACUACCUGGAAAAAAUUGAGCAAACAAAAGACAAAAUAAGAAACGUAGAACAACAAGUGAAUGACCAAAUCGCCAUCAUUGAACAAAAGAAUCAAGAAAUUGAGACUAUGGCUUCUAAAGUUGAAGAAAUGAAAGUCGCGCAAAGAGAUCUAGCGAAUAAGUGUGGCAAUGAUGAGGAGGUUCAAGAAAAAGUUAGAAAAAUAACAACUGAAAUACAAAAGUUUCGACGUCACGUAAGCGAAUUGCAGAAUCAAAGAGACGAUCUUAUUGCGUCAAGGCAGACGAAAUCGGCACAGUUGCGGGCUUACGAGAACGAAAUAAACAGAAUUGAUAAUGUGAAACAACAAAGGUUGAACUAUCUGCAACGGGUGGACAGGGAUGCCUAUGAAGCGGUGACUUGGCUGAGGAAUAAUAAAAAUCUUUUUAAGGGAGAGAUUUAUGAGCCCAUAAUGCUAGAGCUCAACGUUCUUGACCCAAAAAAUGCAAUGUAUGUCGAAAGUGUCAUUCCGUUACGUGAUCGUGUGGCUUUUACUUGCACUGAUAAAGACGAUAUGAAUUCUUUGAUUCGUUAUUUGAGAAGUGAGAAGCAACUGACAGUUAACGUGCUAUAUGCUGGUGAUCCCAACGACCAUGUAUCGCGGUAUCAGCCUUCUAUCCCAAUAGAGCAGUUGCGAAAAUACGGUUUGUAUACUUACAUGCAUUCAUUGUUUACUGCCCCUGAACCAAUCAUGAGAUACUUAUGUAAGACAUACCGAGUGCAUAAUAUUCCAAUCGGCAAUAAACAAACAAAUCAGUUCUUUCAAGAAGUGCCUUCCCAAAUUAGGGUUUUCUUUAGUGACAAAGUAAGAUAUUCGGUGAGUUACUCCCGAUAUACCAAUGCGAAGAGUACAAGACAAAACGAAAUUAGCUCAGAUGGAGGUUUUUCCAUAUCUGUUGAUGUAUUACAUUUAGAGAAAGUCCGUGGCCAAAUGCAAGAACUUAGAAAUAGUUUUGACACAUGCGACACUCAAAUGAAAGAACUUGACACACAGAUUUCGCUUAUUAAUGAGAAAGUUUCAAAACUGGGUGAUGAACUCAAAUAUAUCCACAGCAUCAAGCAACAAGCACAAACAAUUGAAAGUCGUAUUGUUACCAUGCAACGAAAGGUCCAAGAGUUGCAACAACAGUCAUCCAAUGGAGACCAGAUUCGCGCACAAGGUCGUAAUAAAAUUCGGAAAGUCGUCUUAACUUUCCGUCCAUUGGCGCAAGAACUUAAGAACACUUACAAGUCGUUAACUAUUCUUACAGUUAAAAGUGAAUUAAAUUUUAUUAAAAUUGAGAAAGCGCGCCGUCAUGCGGCGUAUUUAGAAAAUAAAGCUGAAGAGGCGCGACGGUUGUUGGAAGAGAGUGAAGCUACCUUAAACCAAGUUAAGGAGGCUUAUGCUAAUGUGAAGGGUCAAGCUAAGGCUGCACUUCAGAAGGGUAAAGGCUUAUCAAAAGGUUGCACACCUGAGGAUGAUGGCUUUGAGGAAUUUCGGGAGACCCAUGAGCGGCUGUCGACGGACUUAAGGGAACUACAAGAAGAAAAGUUACAAUUAAAUGCGAAAAUUGAAUGUUUAAAUACGGCCGAUGAUGACGAGAUGCGUGAGUAUGAAGAAAGAGUUGAGAUGAUCAAAACCUUACAAGGGAGUAUCGAACGAGCCCACAUCGACUUGAGUAAAAUAUCGGCCAAAAUGGACCAAUUGCAAGAGGAGUGGUUGGGUCCGCUUCGUCAAUUGGUCACCGAGAUUAACGCCAACUUUGCAACGGCUUUCGAACGGAUGGGGUGUGCAGGAGAAGUCUCCAUAAACCCAGGCGAUGACGAGAAGGAGUUUUCCAAGUACGGACUUUGCAUCAAAGUGACAUAUCGUAAUGGAGAGCCGAUGCAGGAACUCAACAGUGUGGUACAGAGUGGAGGAGAGAGAGCAGUGGCUACGGCGGUGUUUAUGUUGGCUUUGCAAGAAUUAACCCCAGUGCCUUUUCGAUGCGUUGAUGAGAUUAAUCAAGGCAUGGACGCGAAUAAUGAAAGGAGAAUUUUUGAUUUGUUGGUGGAGUUGACCAGUCAAGCCGACACGGCCCAAUAUUUUUUGAUAACUCCAAAAUUAGUGCCCAAUUUAAGAUAUUCAAGGUCAACAAUGGUGCAUAUUGUUCACAAUGGACCGUUUGUGGAACCGGAUAGGAAGUGGGGCAUGUCUAAAUUUUGUAACCCGCAAAGAGCAAAAAUACAUUAAUUGUUUUAUUUUCUAUGCCUACUGUUAUGAAAAGUAUUUCUAUUUUGAAAAUAAAGUUAUUUUGAGAUUUUGUUGGACAGGAAGUAGGGCAUGAUCAAUUGUGUAACUCACAAAGGACGAAAAUACAUAGUUUUAAUUGUUUAUGCUUAUUGUUAUAAGAAGUAUCUCUAUUUUAAAAAUAAAGUUUU
Messenger RNA from Tribolium madens (black flour beetle), 3417 nucleotides. RefSeq names its product structural maintenance of chromosomes protein 5 (gene SMC5). Gene Ontology annotation, molecular function: ATP hydrolysis activity; ATP binding. The coding region runs from base 98 to 3229 and encodes 1043 amino acids. Gene Ontology annotation, cellular component: Smc5-Smc6 complex. The transcript is spliced from 9 exons. The record is from RefSeq and is a predicted model, not a curated record. NCBI's taxonomy places the organism in Eukaryota, Metazoa, Arthropoda, Insecta, Coleoptera, Tenebrionidae. Gene Ontology annotation, biological process: double-strand break repair via homologous recombination.